AGCAAUCUGUCUCUUCUCUCACCAGCCAUGUCGACCUUCACCCCAGAGCCCACAGACAACGUCUGCAUCGCGACUAUCCGCACCCUUGCCGCGGACGUCGUCACGAAAGCAAACUCGGGCCACCCAGGGGCACCCAUGGGCAUGGCCCCCGCCGCCCAUGUCCUCUUCACUAGAUUUUUUAACGCCAACCCGAAGAACUCCAAGUGGUUUAAUCGUGAUCGGUUCGUUUUGUCGAAUGGACAUGCCUGUGCCUUGCAGUACAUACUUCUCCAUCUCCUCGGCUACAAGCUGUCUAUGGAUGAUCUCAAGGCUUUCCGUCAGUUGGACUCCCUGACCCCUGGUCAUCCUGAAGCCAAUCAUACGGACGGUAUCGAGGUCACCACUGGUCCACUCGGGCAAGGUUUUGCCAACGGUGUCGGACUGGCCAUAGCACAAGCACACCUUGGUGCAGUCUACAACCGCGAUAACUUCGACCUUGUCAACAACUAUACUUACGUCUUCACUGGCGAUGGCUGUCUUAUGGAGGGUGUGGCUAGCGAGGCUGCUUCGCUUGCGGGACACCUGCAGCUUGGUAACCUCAUCGUUGUGUACGAUGAUAAUCAUAUCUCCAUCGAUGGCGAUACCGCUGUUGCUUUUACCGAAAACGUUGAGCAGCGAUUUUUGGCGUAUGGCUGGCAAGCCCUUCACGUAAACGAUGGAGACAGUGAUCUUGCUGGCAUCUACAACGCAAUUGCCGCGGGCCGCGCCGAGAAGAACAAGCCUACAAUCAUUCGACUCAGGACUACCAUCGGUUUCGGCUCCAAGCAACAGGGUACUCAUGGCAUCCAUGGCUCCCCUUUGAAGGCAGAUGACCUGAAAGCAUUGAAAGAAAAAUUCAAUUUCCCGUCCGACCAGACUUUCCAUGUCCCCGAACAAACGUACGCAACUUAUCAUGCCGUCGCUCAAAAGGGCGCCAAGCUCGAGGGCGAUUGGAACAGCCUUCUGCAGAAGUACAAGCAAAGCUACCACAAAGAGCAUGCAGAACUCGUCCGUCGUAUCGAGGGCAAGCUCCCAGACGGCUGGGAAAAGUCACUCCCAGUUUACAAACCCGCCGACGCUGCGCAAGCCUCACGUAAAUUGUCCGAGAUUGUCUUGACCUCUGUCAUCCCCAUUCUUCCUGAACUCAUGGGCGGAUCGGCCGACUUAACCGGCAGUAACUUGACGAAGGUCAAGAGCUCUGUUGAUUUCCAGCAUCCGAGCACCAAGUUGGGAACGUACGCUGGCACUUACAUCCGCUUUGGUGUGCGCGAACAUGGUAUGGGCGCCAUCGCCAAUGGUAUGGCUGCGUAUGGUGCGAUCGUGCCCUUCGUGGCUACCUUCAUGAAUUUUGUCUCAUACGCAGCUGGUGCCGUUCGGUUGUCUGCUCUCAGCAAGCACCAAGUCAUAUGGGUCGCGACUCACGACUCCAUCGGUCUUGGCGAGGAUGGUCCUACGCAUCAGCCUGUCGAAACUGCUGUACAUCUGCGUGCCAUCCCGAAUCUGGACUUCUGGCGCCCCGCGGACGGUAACGAAACCUCUGCUGCUUACUAUGUGGCCCUCAGCCGCAAGAGAACACCUUCUGUGCUGUCCUUGUCACGUCAGAACCUGCCCAACUUGGAGGGCUCGUCGAUUGAGCGCGCAUCUCGGGGUGGCUAUGUCCUUCAUGAGGUUCAAAACGAAGACCUCACCAUCGUCAGCUGCGGUAGCGAGGUCCCGAUCGCCCUUGAGGCUGCCAGCAAGCUACAAGGGGAAGGGCUGAAAGUCCGCAUUGUCAGCUUGCCGUGUUGGUCAAUCUUCGACCAGCAGGACCAGGAGUAUCGUUUGAGCGUGCUUCGGAGCGGUGCACCCAUCCUCUCAUUGGAGGCCCUAACGACCACUGGCUGGCAAAAGUACAGCCACGAGCAGUACGGUCUGCCAGGCUGGGGUGCUUCUGCUCCUUACCAGAAGGUAUAUGAGAAGUUCGGUAUCACUGGUAGCAACAUCGCUGUGGUCGGUAAGAAGGUCAUUGACUUCUACAGGAAGAAGGGUGGAGAGGUGGUCUCGCCUUUGGUCAAGGCACUUUGAAGGGACGAAUGAUGAUCUAUUUAGAAGCACCUCUUGAGCAAACAAACACACAAUGUCGUGUACUAUCCUGUAACUUCUUGCUAGAUGGACUCCGCCCUCAUUUCCGAGUGGAUGGCUGAUGGUGUUGCACGGAAUAUGUAAAUGGCGGUAGUGUAUCACCAGUCUUCUAUAUGCGAAUAAUAUGUCUACUUGCGCUUCACUUCCAAGUUAUCCCAAGCUGCUCUCUCGCUCUCUUCAGUGAUGACGGCUUCAACGUGGGGCUUAAGGUAUCGCUUGUCCUCGCUGACGGGUGUCCAUUUUUCCUUGGGCAAAGCCUUGUGGAGAACAGAUUGCUGAGAGGCGACCUUGAAACGGUAGGCCCGGUCAUAGUACUCGCGCGGCGAUAGACGAGCCAAGGCGCGCUGCACUUCAGGGAACUCCUCGAUCUGAAGGUCGUCAGCCUUGAGGCCAAGCUUUCUGUAGCCCAUAAGGUCGGUGUACCAGGCGGCAACGGGCUGGGCCCACUUUUUGAGGGUACGAGAGGAGCGCACGUAGGACGCGAGCGAGGGACCGAGGGCGUUCAUCUUCUCUUCAGUCUAACGUAGUUUCUUG
Messenger RNA from Coniophora puteana RWD-64-598 SS2, 2673 nucleotides. Its product is annotated as transketolase. Gene Ontology annotation, molecular function: transketolase activity. Gene Ontology annotation, biological process: pentose-phosphate shunt. NCBI's taxonomy places the organism in Eukaryota, Fungi, Basidiomycota, Agaricomycetes, Boletales, Coniophoraceae. The coding region runs from base 28 to 2082 and encodes 684 amino acids. Gene Ontology annotation, cellular component: cytosol. The transcript has 18 exons. The record is from RefSeq and is a predicted model, not a curated record.